AUGAUGUCCAAGCAACUGGAGGAACAGCGUGGGGAUUACACUGCGAUGGAAUCAGCAGCAAAAAGGGGGGAGGAAAAAACCCAAGGCGACGCCGCUCCUAGCAGGGAGGGAGCUGUGAUUACGCGACCUGCGGCCACAGGAGGCAGAGAGGGGUGGCUGGCUGGCGUCUCCCAAAAGACUGGGGAGCGGGCGGGAGCGCGCGCGCGAGGGGGAGAUGCGGAGAGUCGCCUCCGCCGAGCCCGCCCGCGCCCUGCCUCCUCGCCCGCCCUCCUCGGGGCCCCUCCGCCGCCGCCGCCCCCUGGACCCGGGCCGAGCUCCGGCCCCGCCGGGGGGGAUUCCGAGCCGGAGCCGCCCCCGUCGUUGCUGAGCGUCGACCUGGCCGGGCUGGCGUCGCAGUUCGCGCGGAGCUUCGCGCUCGUUUUCCCCGUGUACGUGCUGGGCUACCUGGGGCUGAGCUUCAGCUGGGUCCUCGUCGCCUUGGUGUGCCUCUUCUGGGUGCAGAGGCACCGGGGCGGAAAGAACUCCCGCCUCGACCGGGCCUUCGCCUUCCUGCAGGACGAGGAGCGGGCCGUGCGGCUGGCCGUCUCCUCCGGCGACCUGCCCGCGUGGGUUCACUUUCCAGACACAGAGCGAGCAGAAUGGUUGAAUAAGACUGUGAAACACAUGUGGCCUUUCAUUUGCCAGUUUAUUGAGAAACUUUUCCGUGAAACAAUAGAACCAGCAGUGAGAGGAGCAAACAGCCGUCUGAGCACCUUCAGUUUCACAAAAAUUGAUAUAGGCAAUCAGCCCCUUAGGAUUAAUGGUGUUAAAGUGUACACUGAGAAUGUGGAUAAAAGACAGAUCAUUUUGGAUCUUCAGAUCAGUUUUGUUGGUAACACUGAAAUUGACUUGGAAAUCAAGAGGUACUUCUGCAGAGCUGGUGUGAAGAGCAUACAGAUUCAUGGUACAAUGAGAGUUAUAAUGGAACCGCUUCUUGGAGACAUGCCCUUAAUUGGAGCACUCUCGCUGUUUUUCCUUAGGAAGCCGCUUUUAGAAAUUAACUGGACAGGACUGACCAAUCUUCUGGAUAUUCCAGGACUAAACGGUUUAUCGGACUCUAUAAUCCUAAAUAUUAUAUCGAAUUAUCUGGUGCUUCCAAAUCGGAUCACUGUUCCUCUUGUGAGCGAACUGCAGAUUGCACAAUUGCGGUUCCCCAUACCGAAGGGUGUACUACGAAUACACUUCCUUGAAGCUCAGGAUCUGGAAAGGAAAGAUACUUUCCUAAAGGGAACUAUUAAAGGGAAGUCUGAUCCUUAUGGAAUCAUUCGUGUUGGCAAUCAGAUUUUCCAAAGUAAAGUCAUCAAAGAAAACCUCAAUCCAAAGUGGAAUGAAGUUUAUGAGGCUUUAGUGUAUGAGCAUCCAGGACAGGAGCUGGAGAUCGAACUGUUUGAUGAAGACCCGGACAAGGAUGAUUUUCUAGGAAGUCUAAUGAUUGACCUAAUUGAGGUUGAAAAGGAACGCUACCUGGAUGAGUGGUUUACUUUGGAUGAAGUCUCCAAAGGAAAAUUGCAUUUAAAACUCGAAUGGCUCACAUUGAUGCCCACUGUAGAGACUCUUGACCAGGUGCUAAAAAGCAUUAGAGCUGAUAAAGACCAAGCCGAUGAUGGGCUUUCAUCAGCAUUACUUAUUCUCUAUUUGGAUUCGGCAAGAAAUCUACCAAAUAAUCCAUUAGAUUAUAAUCCAGACGCCUUGAAGAAGUCUGCUGUUCAGAAAGCCCUAAAGUCAGGAAAGAAAGUUAACAGCAACCCCAAUCCACUCGUCUCAUUGACUGUUGGAAUCAAGGAACAAACAAGUAAGAUUCGCUACAAGACCAAUGAACCUGUUUGGGAAGAAAACUUCACUUUCUUUGUUCACAACCCCAAGCGACAAGAGCUAGAAGUGGAGGUCAAGGAUGAUCAGCACCAGUGCUCCUUGGGAUAUUUCAAGCUUCCUUUAAACCAGCUCCUGGCAAGCGAAGAUUUAACUAUGCAUCAGAGAUUCCAUCUUAGCAACUCUGGUCCAAACAGCACUAUAAGCAUGAAGAUUGCACUCAGGAUCCUUUCUCUUCAAAGACAAGACAGGCCUGCAGACUACCAACACUCGGCCCAAGUGAAGAGGCCCUCUGUUUCCAAAGAUGGGAGAAAAGGUUCUUUCAAGCCUCAGAUCCCUGUUUCUUCGCCAGCUGACUCGAACAAGCCUGCCCCUGCUUCCACAGUAACAGACACUGAAAAAAAGAGUGAUGUGGUUGAAAAAAGUCAUCCCCCUAAUCCCAGUCCUCAGUGGCCAACAGAUCUCAGCAGGAGUUCCUCCAGCCUCCUGGCCUCCAAUCUGAGCUAUUCGCCCAGCCAUCUCUCCAUCAAAGAGCCUACUCCAAGUAUCGCCUCGGACAUAUCACUACCCAUCGCUACUCAGGAGCUACGGCAGCGACUAAGACAACUUGAAAAUGGCACAACAUUAGGACAGUCUCCGCUGGGGCAGAUCCAGUUAACAAUUCGUCACAGUUCACAAAGAAAUAAACUCAUAGUGGUGGUACACUCAUGCAGAAAUCUAAUCGCUUUUUCGGAGGAAGGAUCUGACCCAUACGUCCGAAUGUAUUUGUUGCCUGACAAAAGGAGAUCAGGAAGAAGAAAAACAAGUGUUUUUAAGAAGAAUUUAAAUCCGUUAUUUGAUCAAAGCUUUGAUUUCAGUGUUUCAUUACCUGAGGUGCAGAGGAGAACUCUAGAUGUAGCAGUGAAGAACAGUGGAGGUUUCCUGUCCAAAGACAAAGGGCUGCUUGGUAAGGUAUUGAUACCACUGGCUUUUGAAGAACUUGCCAAAGGUUGUACCCAGUGGUAUGAUUUGACAGAAGAUGGUACAAAGCCGCACGUCGCACCUUAGGCAGCUUUGGAUGCCAGAAGUUCCUGUUUAGCAUACUUUUUUGCCAACCUUUAUAUAUUUUAUCAGCAUUGUUAACACAGAUGUAACGAUAUUAUUUUUAUAAUGUUUAGUUAAUAGAUAUCCACCCCUCAACAGUUUUAUAACACCUGGACAUUUUAUGUAGGUUUGUCAGCUUAAUUAUUGAACCUUCUUUUCUUCAUUGGUUACAGCUAUUUUAAUGUGCAAUAGGGGUUAUAGAGUAACUGUUUCAGUGGAACCUUGUAUGGCGCUUGUGCCCUCAAUGGAAGUGAGAAGACAGUGUUCCUCUGUUUUGCCUCUCUUGUUUUGUAUCUCACUGAGGACUCUGCCAUGUAAAUAGAAACUAUUUUUUUAUCAUUCUUCCUCAACCAUUUGAAGGCAGAAGAUUAUAUCAACGAAAACUAGAUAUUUUCUUCUAAAUGCAUGCUACAAAUUUAAGACAAACUGGGGGGUGGGCUUUGCUGCAAGACAGUCUUAAUCUUACUAAUGUAAUCAAUUUCUUUUUUCUAAUCUGGGAGAAAAUUAAUGAAAUGGUUAGCCCAUAUAUUUCUUGCCUUAAUGGCUUGCAAAAGAGGAGAGUACAAAAUGUUAACUUUUUAAUAUUUAUAUAGAAAUGUGUUCUUGGAAGUUCACUCAGAUUAUUCAUAUAAAUCACAAAUUCAGAUAGUAUUAUAAGGAAAUCGAACUGAAAUGUAUUUAUAGAUACUGUAUAAAAAGAAGGUUAUCGAGAUCCUGAAAUCACAAUAUGGAUCUGGGAUCUCUUAUGAUGCAAAAGCAAAGACUAAUGUAGUACAUUGUUUUGUUAUGCACUUUUACAGUCAUCGUUUCAUGUUAGAAUUUAUUUACCCAACCAAUACUACCAGAAAUUUGUCUAUGCAAAAGAAGGAUCAAGAUGGGAUUUAUGGAUAAACCACCCCAGUAAUCUAAUAAUUGUGGUGGUGUCAAUUUGCUACAGGUAUGAAACCGGGUUUUAGCACAUCUGCUGUUAAUCUCCUAAAAUGCCAAAUGUCUGUUUUAAAUUGAAGCUCAAAUUAUAGAAAGCUAGCUUUGUGCUGACUAUUUCCACAGUUGCUUCAGUGCUGCUGAUUGUAGUGUUUGGAGCAGUACCUCUGUUUUGGGUCUGACUCAUUAAAAGCAGUCACAUUCCUUUUAAGCGCCACUGUAUUAUGCUGCAAGGACCAGCACCAAAGCAAUUCACAGGAAUGCCACCAAUAAAAACUCUGCCUUUGGAAGCUGAAACUGCAGAGAAAUUUUUUUUUUACGAAUUGCAUUAAACCAGCUUUUAACCUGGAAUGCAUUAAACCUGAAUAAUGCACUAUAGAAAGUGAGAGAGCCAUUUUAAAUCAAGUUUAUGUUCUGAUGGGGUUUCUUCCCCCCAUUGAAUUUUACAUACCUGGGAAACCCAAGAGCAGUUUGCAGGAAAACACCUAAGUGUUUUGACCAUUAUUUUUUUUAAUUAUUUUUUUAUUAUUCAUUGUCAUUUUCAGAAUGAAAUCAAUGGGACUUUGAUUAUAUCUACUUUUCUUUCAUUCAUCUUUUUGAACGUUUUUUUUUUCAGAUAGUUUUAACAAAAAUUGUACAUCUGUUUUUAACCCAAGAGAUGGUGCAAUUCCCUCUGCAGUUAGCAGUUUCACUACCUUGGGUAAAUAUGCAAUUGCUUUAAAAAAAAAAGUCACAAGAAGUUAGAGUCUUAGAAUGGCUUCUAGCCACAAAAAUUAAUUUUUAAAGAGUGAGUAAACUUCUGGAAUACUAGCUUUAUUACUAAACUUGGAGAACCUUAAUUGUAGCCUAGACCAUUGGUACAAUCCAUAGCAGGAACUUCUCCUGCACAAGCACUGUUGAGCUUGCACAGAAGACAUUUCUGUUGUGCCCUUUCUGCUACUGAGUAAACCAAAGUGCCUGUUACAAAUGUAGCACUGUUCAUGCCAAGUUCUAAAAACAAAUUCAUUUUUAUUUGUUGGGCUGUACUUCAACAUGACAUAUCUUUCCUUGUGUGUGUGUAAAUAUACACACACAUACACACACUACCGCCCCUUGCGUAAUAUCAGAGUUGUGGGUUUGUUUUUUUGUUUUGGGGUUUUUUUUGCUUAAGGCUUCACUAGGCAGACUUUUACAACUUCCCUGGGAUUUUAGUCUGUAUGUAACAUAAUUGGGCUCUAUGGAAAAAGCUAAUCAUAAACGUAAGCAAUGGUCAACAUGGUUCCUGUGUAUUCUUAACUGACACACGUGUAACAUCUGCUGAGUGAUGUGAUCACUUGUUAAUGAACACCAACAAAGAGUGGGAGCUGCUGUAAUCUAAGUUCUUGUUCUACAGAGACUUUUCUGACAGAUUAGAAAACAGAGGAUGCAGAAAAUGGGAAUCAAAGUAUCUAGGCCCACUAUUCUGACGUGGGCAAAAUGGCCAUCAGUAACAGAGAGCAUUGCGUGAUGGCACUUCAUUAUGCUGCAAUUCCUAAAUGGUUACUUUUGUUCCAGUAACAAGAGAGCUGGGGA
This is a messenger RNA of Gekko japonicus, 5406 nucleotides long. RefSeq names its product extended synaptotagmin-like protein 2 (gene ESYT2). Bases 1 to 2895 code for a protein of 964 amino acids. The transcript has 24 exons. Gene Ontology annotation, molecular function: lipid binding. NCBI's taxonomy places the organism in Eukaryota, Metazoa, Chordata, Lepidosauria, Squamata, Gekkonidae. Gene Ontology annotation, biological process: lipid transport. The record is from RefSeq and is a predicted model, not a curated record.